This is a messenger RNA of Dipodomys spectabilis (banner-tailed kangaroo rat), 1632 nucleotides long. It is a transcript of the gene Mcur1, whose product is annotated as mitochondrial calcium uniporter regulator 1. Lineage: Eukaryota; Metazoa; Chordata; Mammalia; Rodentia; Heteromyidae. Gene Ontology annotation, biological process: calcium import into the mitochondrion; positive regulation of mitochondrial calcium ion concentration. The coding region runs from base 74 to 1117 and encodes 347 amino acids. The record is from RefSeq and is a predicted model, not a curated record. The transcript is spliced from 9 exons. Gene Ontology annotation, cellular component: mitochondrial inner membrane; mitochondrion.
CCGCCAUCCAUUCCCGGCCUGGGCCGCGCGCGGGCGCCGUGAGCGCGCGCCCGGGCCUGUGACCGGCUCGGGAAUGGACUACGGCUCGGUCACGGGCGAGAGGCCGAAGCUCCUGCUAGGCCGCCGUCGGCUUCAGUUCUUCCUGCCCGCCGGCUGCUGCGGAAGCCCGGGCGCCCGCGGAGCGGCGGUCCGCCGCGGCCUCUCCCCACUCCCCGGCGGGCUGGGGGCGCUGCGGCCCCGCGCCCGGGCGGCCCGCGGCGGUGCGUCACGCGCCUCCCCGCUGCUGCUGCUCCUCCUCGUGCCGCGCCCGCGGCCCGGUGCCGCCGUGGCCCCGGCCGGGCGCGGCGGCGGCGCGUGGAGAUGCCCGCCGGCUCUGCCGGGCGCGGCCGGCGCCCUUCACCCGGGCCUGUGCCCGGCGGGCCCGGCGGCUGUCCGCGCUGGCUCCCGGAGAGAGCUAAGCCUGUCUGCUGGGUGCCUGCAGCUGGAACACAAAAGGAGAGAUUUCACCUCUGCUGGGAAUAGGAAGCUCUACUUUGAUACUCAUGCUUUAGUGUGCCUUCUGGAAGAAAAUGGGUUUACUACUCAACAAGCAGAAAUCAUUGUGUCUGCAUUGGUCAAGAUCAUGGAUGCCAACAUGGAUAUCAUCUACAAAGAUAUGGUCACCAAAAUGCAGCAGGAAAUUACUCUUCAGCAAAUAAUGUCCAAGAUUGCCAAUGUGAAAAAGGAUAUGAUUAUUUUGGAAAAGAGUGAGUUUUCAGCCCUCAGAGCAGAAAAUGAGAAAAUAAAACUUGAGCUACAUCAGCUAAAACAACAAGUAAUGGAUGAAGUGAUCAAAGUGCGCACAGAUACCAAGUUAGAUUUCAACCUAGAAAAAAGCAGAGUGAAAGAAUUGUACUCACUGAACGAGAGGAAGCUACUGGAACUGAGAACAGAAAUAGUGGAAUUGCAUGCCCAGCAAGACCGCGCCUUGACCCAGACCGAUAGGAAGAUAGAAACUGAGGUUGCUGGCCUAAAAACCAUGCUUGAGGCGCACAAGCUUGAUACUAUCAAAUAUUUAGCAGGGUCUGUAUUUACAUGCCUAACAGUAGCUCUGGGAUUUUAUCGCCUGUGGAUAUAAUAAAGUGUCUAUUUAAAGAGAUUUCUAUUGUUUGCCUUAAGAAUACCAGGUUGUUAUCUGCUUUUUUCCUUGUUUCUAAUUUCAAAUCCUGAUUCUGACAUACUGCAUAUUAUUUAUCUGUAUGCAUAUUGUGGGCAAUAUAACCAAGGUCAAGAUUCCACAACAAUCCCUCACAUCUUCUCUGCUCAGCUGACCUUAUGGACCGCCCAUUGACAAUGCCACCCAGCUGAACCAGGGAACUUGUUCUAACCUGUGAUGCACACCAGAGUAAAUACUUGUAUAGUUCUCUACAAUUUACAAUGUUUUGUUACUUAGAUGAUUUGGAAUUUCCAUGUCAAGGGCACAGUGGCUUUAUGUGCUGAAGGAUCAUUGAAAUUCAGCCCGUGGCAUCAGCUUCUGCUUCCUGAGCAACCUUCACAGCCAUUCCCCGUGCCCAAGUGGCUUCCAUUGUAGUUGGUUGAUAUGUUAAUAAUGCUGUAUUAAUGCACUUAAAGAAGACUUUUUUUGUUCAUUUC